Messenger RNA from Ceratotherium simum simum (southern white rhinoceros), 2172 nucleotides. It is a transcript of the gene TRMT2A, whose product is annotated as tRNA methyltransferase 2A. Lineage: Eukaryota; Metazoa; Chordata; Mammalia; Perissodactyla; Rhinocerotidae. Gene Ontology annotation, biological process: RNA processing. The record is from RefSeq and is a predicted model, not a curated record. Gene Ontology annotation, molecular function: RNA binding; RNA methyltransferase activity.
GGCGAGCGGCCGGCGCGGGCGGGCGGGCGGGGCACCCCAUGCCCGAGACUCGGACCUGAGGUCCAAGGGUUCGAGUCCCGCCCCCGCCCGGGGCGGAGUCGGGGGCGGCCUCGCGGCGGCGCACCCGCUCUCAGUGCCUUUGGUGCGCCAGGCCCAGGGCGAGGCUGCCCUCGUGGGCCCCAGUCCAGGCAGCGGACGGGCCGGACGAUAAGUGACAAUCUGGACAACGAAGGCCCCGGGCCCAUGGAGGGCUGCGGCCAGGACAGCAGCAGCGCCCCGGGCAGCCCUGCAGCCCCGGCCCCCCAGGAGGAGGAAGAGGAGGGCGCUGGGGCGGCUGCAGAGUCGGGGCCCCAGCCUGGGCUCUACAGCUACAUCAGGGACGACUUGUUCACCUCGGAGAUCUUCAAGUUGGAGCUGCAGAACGUGCCACGCCAUGCCAGCUUCAGCGAUGUGCGGCGUUUUCUGGGCCGCUUUGGUCUGCAGCCCCAUAAGACCAAACUCUUCGGGCAGCCUCCCUGUGCCUUUGUGACAUUCCGCAGCGCAGCUGAGCGGGACAAGGCCUUGCGUGUGCUGCAUGGUGCCCUCUGGAAAGGCCGCCCACUCAGCGUGCGCCUGGCCAGGCCCAAGGCUGAUCCUAUGGCCAGGAAGAAGCGGCGUGAGAAUGAGGGUGAGCCGCUGGCCACGUGUGUCGCUGAUGUAGUUACCCCUCUUUGGACCGUGCCCUAUGCGGAGCAGCUUGAGCGGAAGCGGCUGGAGUGCGAGCAGGUGCUGCAGAGGCUGGCCAAGGAAAUUGGGAGCACCAACCGCGCCCUGCUGCCCUGGCUGUUCUCGCAGAGGCACAAGCACAACAAGGCCUGCUGCCCACUGGAGGGGGUCAGGCCAUCGCCCCAGCAGACCGAGUAUCGUAAUAAGUGUGAGUUUCUGGUUGGCAUCGGGGUAGACGGGGAGGACAACACAGUCGGCUGCCGGCUCGGCAAGUACAAGGGUGGGACGUGUGCUGUGGCGGCCCCCUUUGAUACGGUACACAUCCCCGAGGCCACCAAGCGGGUGGUGAAGGUCUUCCAGGAGUUCAUCCGGUCCACUCCAUACUCGGCAUACGACCCAGAGACGUACUCAGGGCACUGGAAGCAGCUGACUGUGCGCACCAGCCGCCGCGGCCAGGCCAUGGCCAUUGCCUACUUCCACCCACAGAAACUGACCUCUGAGGAGCUGGCGGGGCUGAAGGCCUCCUUGGCGCAGCACUUCGUGACAGGACCGGGCAAGGCCAGCGGGGUGACCUGCCUCUACUUUGUGGAGGAGGGACAGCGACAGACUCCCAGCCAGGAGGGCCUGCCCCUGGAGCACGUGGCUGGAGACCGGUGCAUCCACGAGGACCUGCUGGGUUUGACCUUCCAGAUCUCCCCACACGCCUUCUUCCAGGUGAACACCCCGGCAGCCGAGGUACUCUACACGGUCAUCCAGGACUGGGCCCAGCUGGACGUGGAGAGCACGGUGCUGGAUGUGUGCUGUGGCACCGGUACCAUUGGCCUGGCCUUGGCCCGGAAGGUGAAGCGAGUCGUGGGGAUUGAGCUGUGCCAGGAGGCUGUGGAAGAUGCCCGGGUAAACGCCCGCAACAAUGAGCUGAGCAACGUUGAGUUCCACUGUGGGAAGGCUGAGGACUUGGUGCCGGCCCUGGUGAGCAGACUGGCCUCCCAGCAGCUCGUUGCUGUCCUGGACCCGCCCCGCGCCGGCCUGCAUUCCAAAGUGAUCCUGGCCGUCCGCAGAGCUGAGAACCUCAAGCGGCUCCUGUACGUCUCCUGCAACCCCCGGGCGGCCAUGAGCAACUUUGUGGACCUCUGCAGGGCCCCAUCUAACCGGGUGAAGGGCACUCCCUUCCGGCCAGUCAAGGCUGUGGCCGUGGACCUGUUCCCACAGACCUCGCAUUGUGAGAUGCUCAUCCUGUUCGAGAGGGUAGAGCAACCCAAUGGCGCAGGGGCCCCGGAGCCCCAGGACUCUACAGCCCAGCCCCAACCAGGGUCCCCAGAUGACACCCUGCAGGAAACUGGGGCCUCCCCCUCUUCUUAGGCCUGUGGAGCAGUGACAACGAGUCUUUCCAGAACCAAGCCCAGCCUGCAUCACCGGGGCAGAAGCCCAGGGGCUCCCCAAGUCCUUGCCUCAUCCCAGGAUGCUUAA